Messenger RNA from Fulvia fulva, 330 nucleotides. RefSeq lists its product as uncharacterized. The coding region runs from base 1 to 330 and encodes 109 amino acids. NCBI's taxonomy places the organism in Eukaryota, Fungi, Ascomycota, Dothideomycetes, Mycosphaerellales, Mycosphaerellaceae. The transcript has a single exon. The record is from RefSeq and is a predicted model, not a curated record.
AUGGCAAUGAAUUCACUCGCAGUGUCUUUUGUGCUCAUCUGGAUCAACUCGAUACUCCUGCCGAAAGAUGACAUCGAUUACUCGGCCAUUCCAGUCCACGUUCGUGGCGACUACCCUGUGUCUCACAAGCACCUGCUCUCGACAAUACGCAACUGCCAUGUUGCACCGUUUACACUUUCUCGCGGUGAGGAACAACACAGAGCUGCGGUACGGUCGCUCCCCAGUCUGUACUUUCUCGAACCACACCAUCCUACGAGUCUUCAUCACCACCAAUACAAGCUUCAAUUACAACAGGACUCCAUCCAACAAGACUUGCUUCACAGACAAUAA